This is a messenger RNA of Paramecium tetraurelia, 1032 nucleotides long. RefSeq lists its product as uncharacterized. The transcript has a single exon. Lineage: Eukaryota; Ciliophora; Oligohymenophorea; Peniculida; Parameciidae. The record is from RefSeq and is a predicted model, not a curated record.
AUGAAUUCUGUCCCUUUCCAAGACAUAUUGAAUAAAACAAACAAAACUAGAUGUAAUAGUCCCUAUAUAUCUUCAUGUACAAGUAGUAUAAUAUCUUAAGGUUCAUCUAAAAGAUAGUCAGCUGUUUAUUCAUCCAAUUCAUCGUAUGCUGAGUCGAAUCAAAAGACAAAGCCUGAUGAGAAGACUAUAAAUUAGUUAUAUUCCCUUUUUAAAUAAUAAGGAUUUGACAAUAUAAAUGGACUACUUAAAUUCUUAGAUGCUCAACGUGAUUAAUAGGCUCGAAAAAGUACAUCGCCAAUGCUUAGGACAGUUCAGGAUGAGAAUGACAGAAAAAAGUUUGGGAUCAUGAUAAAUGAGGCAAAGAUGGGUUUGAAUUAGUUAGAGCACAAAAUCAUAAAUUUAUAAAACAAACAAGAGAGUAGAAACAAUAUGACAUAAAAGUAUAAGAAUCUAUUGACAGAAGAUGAUGAAAAUCAUGAAUAUUUGUAUGAAAAUAGACAGGACUACAAAAAGCUAUACACCUAAACUCUGAAUGAGAAAGAAUAACUCCAAAAGAAGGUUGACUAAAUAGUUUAAGAGAACAGACAAAGAGAUGACAAAAUCAAUUCUUUACAUUAAGAAGUUGAAUUACUCAAAAAAUAAAUACAAGGAUUACUAAUUCUAAAAGAGGAGAGUUCAUAAUCUCCACGACCUUCGAUAAGUGGUUCAGAUUAUACAUUCACACUCAAUGUUUGCAAUUCAGAAGUCAGAGGAGACAAACCAAUUCGCCUAUAAAGAUUUUUUGCAUACUUAAAGUUAGUAGAUAAAACGAAUUUGAUAGUAGAGAUUAUUCAUCAUCAUAAUAUACUCCAAGCAUUUUUACCAAUUUUAUUUAGAAUAUUAGUGUUGGCCCCAGCUCCAAUAAGUAUGUCUGCAAUUUUAUAAUGGCCAUACGAAAGAGCUAAAUGGACAGCAGUAUUUCCAUCAUCCUGCUUAAGUAAAAAAAUACAUUUUAAAUGUUAAUAUCUGCUCCCUUCUUAAUCAGUUCUUUGA